AUGCAGCUGCCUGUGAAGUUUGUUCUGGGCCUUCUGGCUGCCUCGGGCCUUGCCAUGGCCAGCACGGAUGAUGCUUCGGUCGUAAACCUGGAGCGCCGCACUCGCAACCAGUACAUCUCUGUGGACAAUGUGCUUGACCUGAAGGCAAUCUCGCGUCACUUUAAGGUCGUGAACGGCAAGUACGCGGAGGCCAUGCGCAACUACAAGCGCAACACAGGUGAGGAUCACCCUCUGCUGCGUUUCAUUGCCGACCUGUUUGACAAGCGCGCCAACACCGGCGAAAUUGGUCUGGAGGAUGUGAACCAGGAGCAGCUGUGGGCUGGUCAGGUCUCGUACGGUGGUCAGAAGAUGUACGUGGACUUUGACACGGGUUCGGCGGACACGCUUGUGAACCCUGCCGCGUACAGCCCCAGCAAGUCGUCGACGUCGAAGAACACCCACCACUCUUUCCGCACUGCGUACGGUGAUGGUACGACCGCGGCUGGUACGAUCUACACGGACCACUUCUCCAUUGGUGGUGUCUCGGCCAACAACGUGGCCAUCGGCCGCUCGACGCAGACUUUUAUCAAGGGUGAGGACCCGAACCAGGGUAUUGCUGGUAUGGCGUUCCCGUCGAUUCAGGCGUUCCCGAAGGAGAACCCGCCCUUCUUUGUGUCGCUCAUGCAGCAGAAGAAGGUGGCGCAGGGUGUGUUCCAGUUCACCAUCAAGGCCGGCUCUGGCUCGACACUGCACCUUGGCGGUGUAGACAAGUCGAAGUUCUCGGGCGACUUGGUGUACUCGGGUGUGAACCCCCAGCAGGGCUUCUGGGCCACGCAGGCCAAGGUCAACGGUCAGUCGAUCAACGCCAUUAUGGACACGGGCUCGACCAUCAUUACUGGUCCGACCGACCAGGUGCGCCGCCUGUUUUCGUCGAUCCCUGGCCUCUCGUCCUUCACGCAAGAGGGCCAGCUCUUUGCCUCGUACGACUGCAGCAAGACGCCCUCGGUGACGUUCAACAUUGCUGGCAAGGACUUUAAGCUGGGCCGGGACCAAACGCGCUACGGUACCGUGAACGGCCGCUGUGUGUUUACUGUGGUUGGCCAGAACGAUCUUCCGAUGAACGCCUGGAUCAUUGGUGACUCGUUCUUCCAGGUGGCUUCGGUGGUGUUUGAUAUGGACAAAAACCGAAUGGGCUUUGCUCAGCAGGCCUGA
Molecule: messenger RNA, 1191 nt
Organism: Malassezia pachydermatis
Lineage: Eukaryota; Fungi; Basidiomycota; Malasseziomycetes; Malasseziales; Malasseziaceae
Product: putative aspartyl protease
Exons: 1
Coding region: 1-1191 (396 amino acids)
Biological process (GO): proteolysis
Molecular function (GO): aspartic-type endopeptidase activity
Source: RefSeq, a predicted model, not a curated record